Spizellomyces punctatus DAOM BR117 is the source of this 1127-nucleotide messenger RNA. RefSeq lists its product as uncharacterized. NCBI's taxonomy places the organism in Eukaryota, Fungi, Chytridiomycota, Chytridiomycetes, Spizellomycetales, Spizellomycetaceae. The transcript is spliced from 2 exons. The coding region runs from base 120 to 1127 and encodes 335 amino acids. The record is from RefSeq and is a predicted model, not a curated record.
GGUUUAUUUUCUGCCACCGCCUACCCUUGCGAGCCCUUUUGAGACGUCUAUUUUUUGGUAGCGGAGGACUCGCUGCAAACUCACAGUCUCACGAAUCUAAAAACCUUUUGGCGAACGUGAUGGGACAAGACGAUCAACCGACUCCCUUAUUUUUGGGACUCACGAUUGGCAUCGAAGUCAUUGCCUUUUUGUUUCAGACGUACCAAACCGUUUAUGCGCUUCGAGCGGCCUUUUUCCAGACAAACUCUGAUUCAAAAGGGACAUGGCUCGACCGCGUCAUUGCCUAUAUCAUGUGCAUCAUAUGGGUCUACUGUAGUUUUAAUAUCGCUAUUGCGUCGCUGGUGGGAAGGAACGACGCGCUGUAUCGGGUCAUGGUAGCGGGUGGGGAUACGACCUUUUUCAUGUUUGGGGGGAUUUACAUUUGGAUUGUGGUCAAGCGAUUUACCAAAGUCCAUCGUGUGAUACGACCGGGAGUUCAUUCAAAAUGGUACAGAGCCUUUGAAAUAGGGACGAUUCUCAUUGUAUCAAUUGCGGCGACUCCCGUCACUGUUUUUGAUUGGGUAGCUGUCUUCCAAGCGCCCAACGUUCCGGAAUGGCAGCCCGACGGCAUCUCGAUGCAUGGGGCGGCAUUCUUGUUUAUUUUCAACCUGUACAUUGUGGCUGUGGAUGCGACCACAUCCUUGUCGAUCUAUGCAAGGCUCAGAAAAGUUGUCAAGGACCUGCAUGAUGUGCUGGAAAAUCCUUUGCCGAGCACGGUGAUCAUCACUGGCGAGAAGGAUCUAUCGACAUGCCGUCUAAACAGCACAGCACCAUCUAGUUCCAAUCUCCCAUCUAUUCGCAGUUCAUCGGUAGCAAAACCAUCCGGCCCUCCAUCCGUAGCGAAACCAGUCAAACAAGAUGAAUCCCUAUUGCGAACGACAGGGAUGGGUGUGGGAUGGAUUAUCGGGAUAAGCCUAUUAGGAUUGUCGAUGCACAUGAUCAAUACGCUCUUGUUUUGGGAUCCAGAGAAACCCACGUUGCUCCCGUAUGGAAUCCUAAUGCAUGCGACAUGGACAACACCUGUGUGGCAUGCAAGGUAUGCAUGGAUGUAUUUGGUAGCUGUCAAGGACCUAGUCAAGGACAUUUGA